UCGGCACGGUAACAUCGAUAGUACGAGCGCACGCGCGAGCGUUCGGCUCACACACAAAAAAAAAACCUCCCCGAACGGCCGAAACGGGUCCCCGGACAGGCCUGGCGGCUCACCAGUGUGUGUCCCCCGCGCACAGUGUUGCGGUGGUGCCGUUUGAGAACGCGUGCAGGGCUGUAGAAAAAAAAAAACUGGAGCAAAGUUUCGGCCGCAUUGUCAGCAUCGUUUGCGCUCCCGUCUAGUCAGCCUGGUGCCCGAUGGUGUGAUGGUUCUGAGCUCCAAAUCCGCGUCCGUGCCCGUUAGAGUGUUACCUUAGAGUGUGUGUGUGUGUGCGUGUGUGUGUGUGUAUGAGGAAGAUAUCCUUAUCGCCCGGGUGUGUAUGUGUGAAACGGGCGCAGCAAAAAUCGGGGCAAACCACGGCACACCACAAAGACGCCGCGCGAAAGCGUGAACCGCUCGGACAGUGCGCGCAGUGCCAGCAAGUGGCCGGUUAUGCAACCGGCUUAACGACCGAGCACGCUACUACAACUGAAAGCGAGAGUGCGAGAUGUGUUACUACCGGUUUACCUGGUGCGUUCUGCUGGUCGCUGGCAUUGCUUCCCGCGCGACCGGUGACAGCAGGUCGUCCAAAUCCACAAUCAGCCACCAUCAAUCAGCGUCUAGCGAUGAGUCAUUCACCCCGCUCUCGCUGUACGGUGGCAGCCUCUUUCCUGCCGACGUUUCCGGCGACGAGCAGGCACCGUUCGCGCCGACCCUGCCCGUACCGGAAAAGCAGGUUUUGGAGCUGGGCGGCGGGCGCACGGACGGCGAGCCCGCUGCCGUAACCGGCCGCACCGGCACCCGAUCUCAGCCGCAGGCGGAUGUGGAGCACCUCAAUCCGGCGGCCCAAAAAAUCUAUCCCACCUUCUUCCGCAACAUCCCACCGUUGGGGCACUCGCGGCCCUACUACCAGUCGACGGAGGCGGCGAUCGAGCAGCGGUUCAACAAGCUGCGGAGUGGCGGUGUGGCGGCCGCCCCCGUCCCCCUGCCGGAGGUGGUCGCAUCGCCCCUGCUCGGUUCGGGCGAUUUCGGCAUCAUCAAGGGUGGCACCUUCUACUACGACACGGACGUGCCGGGCAAGGGGUUCGUGGACGAGUACUACGGGCUCGGGUACAGCGGCAACAAUGGGCACGGUCGGCCCCAGCUCGCCUACCUGGUGCAGAAGCCCCAGAAGGAGGAACAGUUCUCCAACUUUCGCGACUUUGCGGACAUCAACAUCUCGAACGAUCCGGCGUACUCGCACCAUGCCCCCUUGUACAUGGGCAUGGACGGGCGUGGGAAGCUCGCAAUACCACCGCCGCCGCCAUCGUCGGUGGCACCUGCCACAGUACCUGAAACCAGCACGGCCGAUCCGGCGGUGAAGCGCGAACCGGAUAACAUACUGGACGAGCUGCGGUCGCUCGAUGCGGCAUCGGAUUCGAAGGGCCGGCUGCGAAGCAAGGCGAAAAAGGAAACGCUGCUCGAGCGGAAAAAGCGACCAAAGUACGGCAAGAGCGUCAAGAGUGCCGCGGAGCCGCCGGAGGGUGAAGAUUACAUGGUAGCGGCGAGCUAAGCCAGUGGACCCCGAGGGGGAACCUAAUCAGACUUGAGCGACAACAACGACAAAAAAACGACUUAAUUGUACAUUAAGGUUGGGGCUAGCGAAUGUGUGACACGCUGUUUGUGCAUUGGUAGCCACCGUUUAGUUCGUUAGUAAUUUUCUUCCCUCCCCUCUCACUAGCGUUCCAACCUUUCAGCUCGUUCCAAUCACCACUCAUUCUCAUUACACGAACGGCCACAUGGAACGGAACUAGAUGAUUUGCACGUUACCAUCAAGCUCAUAUUCAUUAUCAUCAUCAUUACUCAUCGCUCAUCUGGGACGGAGAAAAAACGGCCACAUGCUCACCCCGUAGUCGACCAACUCUGUACUCCUGGAAAUUCGUCGUACUAGCGUAGAUACCAGUAGAAUAAUUUUCUCAACGUCGCACGCUUCCGUUCGGGUGCAGUACAGGCUUAUCGACACCGGCAUCAACACCUUCCUAUCCCUCUCUCGGGACUCUAAGUAAUCCCCCGGGGGUGUGUUUGUAUAUGUGUGUCACCCUCUACCUACGCGGAGGCUACUACACGGCUAAUGACAACCGAUUAAAUAGGUUCUGACGGGAGGGCGCGUUGGUCGAUAACGAUUUCUGUACUUGCCACCUAUCUGGAUGUGAUCGCAUCGUACGUUGCAGUGGGAAGAUCAAAAUUGUGUGCUCCUUACAUGACAUAGUUGAAUAAAAACAAAGUUUUACCUUUAAAAAGACCAACACAGCCAGCUGUGCAUUGUAAACAUGCGUGUUUAUUUAUGCUCCGCCGAGACUUCCCGAAGUCUUUAUCUGGGAUGUUACGUCUAUAUC
Molecule: messenger RNA, 2411 nt
Organism: Anopheles merus
Lineage: Eukaryota; Metazoa; Arthropoda; Insecta; Diptera; Culicidae
Exons: 3
Coding region: 545-1588 (347 amino acids)
Source: RefSeq, a predicted model, not a curated record